This is a messenger RNA of Nanorana parkeri, 1411 nucleotides long. RefSeq names its product drebrin like (gene DBNL). The coding region runs from base 1 to 1305 and encodes 434 amino acids. Gene Ontology annotation, biological process: postsynaptic actin cytoskeleton organization; neuron projection morphogenesis; positive regulation of axon extension. Gene Ontology annotation, cellular component: postsynaptic density; lamellipodium; cortical actin cytoskeleton. Lineage: Eukaryota; Metazoa; Chordata; Amphibia; Anura; Dicroglossidae. The record is from RefSeq and is a predicted model, not a curated record. The transcript is spliced from 13 exons. Gene Ontology annotation, molecular function: actin filament binding.
AUGACGAAAGAACUUGUGAAAUCCAUCCGUAUCUCCAUAAUUGUGCGUCCUUCCUUUUGUGUCUCAGCGGCUUUGUACACAUAUGAAGGAAACAGCAAUGACAUCAGACUAGCGGGGUCUGGAGAUGGCGGUCUGGAAGAAAUGGUGGAUGAGCUGAGCAGUGGGAAAGUGAUGUAUGCUUUCUGCAGAGUGCGGGACCCCAACUCAGGUCUCCCCAAAUAUGUCCUCGUCAACUGGACAGGGGAGGGCGUGAAUGAUGCCAGGAAAGGAGCAUGUGCCAACCACGUCAGCACUAUAGCAAACUUCUUAAAGGGAGCCCAUGUCACAAUCAAUGCACGUGCUGAUGAGGAUGUAGAGCCAGACUCUAUCAUGGAGAAGGUGGGCAAAGCUUCUGGAGCCAACUACAACUUUCAUAAAGAGAGUGGAAGAGGCAGUGAUGUUCCUCAGGGCCCUGUGGGAUCUGUUUACCAGAAAACAAACGCAAUGUCUGAAAUUAAACGUGUAGGAAAAGAAAACUUUUGGGCUAAGGCAGAGAGGGAUGAGGAGGAGCGAAGACUAGGGGAGCAACAGAAGACGUCUUUGGAGAGAGACCGGCUGGAGAGUGAGCGAAAAUCCAGAGAGCAGAAAGAGGCCGAGGAGAGGGAGAGACGGUUCAAAACGAGGGCCGGCGAAAUAGAUGCUCAUAGGAAAGUGCAGCAGGAGGCCGACAAACAAGAGCGGGACACUGCUUCCCAGCGAACCGUUAAUGCCCGGGAGGUGUUCAUGCAGAAGGAGCGUGCGUUCCCUAACGCCGCCCCAGUCAGUGCAGCGCCUGGAAAGCUGCGCAGUCCUUUCCUCCAGAAGUCGACCAGUCAGCCUGAGCCUGAGUCUCCUCCACCAUCCCCUGUAAAGCUGGCUCAGGAACCCCCUGCAUCACCUGUGUAUCGUGCUCAUCAGACACCCCCAGAGUCUCCAGCUCCCCCCGUGUCUCAUUCUCCUCCAGCACCUCCUGUCAAUGUGAAAGAACAAGUCCCUGCCCAGCAGCAGCAGGAGGAGGACUUGUACCAGGAGCCACCGGAAGAUAAUGAUCUUUAUGAAAUGCCUCCUGAGGAGGAGCCGGUGUAUGAAACAGGGUUGGAUGAAGAGCGGGGACUGUGUGCACGAGCACUCUAUGACUACCAAGCUGCUGAUGAUACCGAGAUCUCCUUCGACCCAGAUGACCUGAUCACACACAUCGAGAUGAUCGAUGACGGAUGGUGGCGUGGAUAUGAUCCCAACGGUCACUAUGGCAUGUUUCCUGCCAAUUAUGUGGAAAUUCUGGAGUGAGAGACGAUUGGGAGCCCUUUGGGGUUGGAAGUGAGACCUUAUGAUGAGAGAGGCUCCUACUGCACUGAUACAGAUAUAUUACCAUGGGCUGUAACCACAAAAAAAA